AUGAAACCAGGUCCGGUAGAUCUACUAAUUGGAGCCGACCUGUACCCUCAUAUUUAUGAUGGCAGAAAAAUCAUUCUCGAUGAAAAUUGGCCAAUAGCGCUGAGCAGCAUUUAUGGAUGGGUCAUGACGGGCAAAUUUAGCGCCCCGCAUGACGCAACACGCAUAGCAGCAGUGACAACCUCAGAAUCAGCACCAAUCACUGCUUUGCUGUCCAUCAAUUCAGAAUCAAUUGAAACUUGCCUUCGACGACAUUGGGAGAUAGAGGAGCCCCCGUCAAGGCCACUGAAAAGUCCGAAUGACCUCUUAGCUGAAGAACUUUUCACGGAAAAACACUCAAUAGACAGCGAUGGUAGAUAUUCAGUCCCUAUGCUUCUCACCGAAAAAAAGAUGAAUCUUGGGGAUUCUUAUCAUCUUGCAAAAAAUCGACUGAUCAAAUUAGAGCAUCGAUUAAAUGGAAACCCAGACUUCAGAAACGCGUACAAAGACUUCAUGAAGGAAUAUGAGGAGCUCGGGCAUAUGAAACAAGUAGAUAAUGAUUCGAUAGGUCAGGGCAAAUAUUAUAUCCCCCACCAUUGGAUAUGGAAACAAACCAGCACAAGCUCAAAAAUGCGGGUGGUUUUUGAUGCUUCAAUGAAAACUACGUCUGGCAAAGCAUUAAAUGAUGUGGUUCUGAAGGGAGAAAAACUACAGACAGACAUAAUUCAAGUGUUAACUCUAUUCAGAUUUCCGCGGUAUGUUUUCACAGCAGACGUUUGCAAAAUGUAUCGUCAGAUUUUAGUUAAUCAAGAGGAUCGGCCAUAUCAGCGAAUAUUAUGGCGCGAAGAUCCAUCUCAGCCCAUCAAAGAAUAUGAACUGCAAACAGUUACAUAUGGAGUAACAUCCUCUCCUUAUGUAUGUCUGCGCACCAUGCGCCAGCACGGCGAAAAUACUGGCGAAAAAUAUCCCGUAGCCAAAGAAAUUCCCACAAAAAAGGUUUUCGUCGAUGACAUUUUGGCCGGAGCAGAUUCUAUUCAAGAGACAAAACACGCAAGAGAUGAAAUAAUCGAAUGCGCCGGUGAAUGCAACAUGGAGGUGAAAAAGUGGUCAAGCAAUGACCCAGAAAUAUUGGAGGACUUGCCGGAGUCCAAUCUCAAAACUCCAGUAGAAUUUUCAGAUGCAGACAGUUCCGAAUCGCUUCUCGGAUUACAAUGGCAGCCAAACAGCAAUAUAUUCUCAUUCAAGGUUGAGAAAAUCACACCGGUGUACACAAAAAGAGGUAUUGCCUCAGUUGUCGCCCAAAUCUUUGACCCACUUGGCCUGAUAUCACCAAUUAUGCUAAAAGGCAAGCAAUUCCUUCAACAACUGUGGUUAUUAGGCAUAGAUUGGGACGAAGCGGUGCCCCUCGAGCUUCAAGCACAGUGGAAAAAGUACACCGAAGAACUCAUCAAAAUUUCCGAGAUCCGUAUUCCGCGUCAUGUGUCUCUGAUCGAUGAAGUAAAAUUUGAUCUUGUCGGUUUUAGCGACGCCAGUAAAUUAGGAUACAGCGGCAAUGUGUAUCUGAGGGUCGAAAGCAGCUCCGGUGAGGUCAAAACCAGCCUUUUAAUGGCGAAAACUAAGGUGGCACCGCUCAAACCAGUGAGCGUCCCCAGGCUGGAGUUGCAGGGGGCGGCGCUAUUACCAGAGCUACUAGAUGCUGCUCACUACAUAUGUUCAAUGGCUCAUCCAAUCAGGAAGGUGUUCGCCUAUUCAGACUCCACAGUCGUCUUAUCAUGGCUCCAAACUCCUCCCUACCGGCUCAAAGUAUUCGUCGCCAAUCGAGUUACUCGAAUUUUAGAAGUAUUAACACCUCAACAUUGGGGGCAUGUCAAGUCUGAGGAUAAUCCGAGCGAUCUGGCCAGCCGAGGCUGCAUGCCAGAUAGAUUGGCCGACAACAGUUUAUGGUGGCAUGGACCAAAAUGGUUGCAAGAGCCAGAAGAGAAAUGGCCGAAGUUGAGUCCAUUUGACCCAGAAAGCAAAGCAGAAAUCAUCGACAAACUACCGGACAUCGUCACGCUGGUACAAAACAAACAAGAAUCAUGGGAGGAAACUUUCUUAAAAUCUUUUUCAGAAUUUGUUCCUCUGCUCAGAACCACCGCAUGGAUGUUGAGAUUUAGCCAUAAUGCCCGGCAUCCUACCAAGAAAAGAACUAUGGACAGAUUUCCAGCACGGAGCUCCAAGAGGCCCGGCACUGGUGGAUAA
Bemisia tabaci is the source of this 2217-nucleotide messenger RNA. Lineage: Eukaryota; Metazoa; Arthropoda; Insecta; Hemiptera; Aleyrodidae. The record is from RefSeq and is a predicted model, not a curated record.